AUGCCUCUCUGGCUCGUUUACCACACCCCCGACACCUUUGUCGACGUCGAGUCCAGGCGGGCGUUCGUCAAGGACAUCACCGCGAUGUACACGUCCAUUGGCUUGCCCGCCUUCUACGUCAUCGUCAACUUCCUUCCCAUGUCGGCCGGAUCGAUGUGGAAAGGCAACGAGAUCCCGGAAAAGCCGUUCGUCAGACUGAGUAUGGACCACAUCGCCGUUCAUCUCGAAAACGAUGUCGACAACUAUCGAGCCACUUGCGAUGCUCUCGAGAAACUCAUGAAGCCGCACAUCGCGGACAAAGGUUACGACUAUGAGUAUCACGUCGACGAGACGGAGAGAGAGUUAUGGAGGAUCAACGGGGUUAUCCCGCCUCCCUGGGGCAGCAAGGCGGAGAAGAAGUGGUUUGAGGCGAAUGCCGUAGUGCCCUACGAGCUUGAGGACGGAGAGAGCGUGUCUCAGAAGCUACACAAUUCGAAGGAAAAGGCGAAGAGGCUUGCUGCUGAGGCUAACAAAGACAAGCCGCUGCAUCGCCCCGCCGUUGCCAUUGGAGACCAUGUCCUCGACCUUGACGAAUUCGCAAAGGCUGGUGGCUUUCGCAAAGCAUCAGGCGUAUCGCCAGAGCACCUGACGGUCUUUUCGCAACCUACCCUCAACUCCUUCGCAGAACUUGGACGGCCGAUCCACCGCAUCGUCCGGUCUUACUUGCAAGAGGUUCUCCAGGAAAACACACCUCAUCCGUAUAUUCUCAAGGACAACCAGGCAUUGCAGAAGACUGCUUUGCGGCCUGUAUCGGAAGUAACCUUGCAUCUCCCAUUCGCGAUCGGAGACUACACCGACUUUUUUGCCGGACGCAAUCACGCGCACAAUGUAGGAACUCUGUUCCGCGGAGCUGCCAAUGCGAUGCAGCCGAACUACAACCACCUUCCCGUCGCAUAUCACGGCCGCGCCAGUUCCGUUGUGGUCUCCGGAACCCCGCUCCGGAGACCGUGGGGCCAGGCUCUCCCAGCCCCGGGCGCCACCGAGCCGGUUUUCCGGCCCUGUGCCCGGCUCGACAUUGAACUUGAGAUGGGCAUGUUCAUAUGUCGACCCAAUGGCCUCGGGAACCCAGUUUCUGUCAAAGAUGCUGAUGAAUUCAUCUUUGGCUAUGUAUUGAUGAAUGAUUGGAGCGCUAGAGAUAUCCAACAGUGGGAAUAUGUUCCGCUUGGGCCUUUCAAUGCCAAGAACUUUGGCACAACCAUCAGCCCUUGGGUUGUACUCGCCGACGCACUUGAGCCCUUCAGAACGAAGGGACUGGAGAACAAUGUCCAGCUGCAAAACUAUUUGCGCGAGGAUCGGACUGAGAAUGUCCUGGAUAUCAAACUAGAGGUUUCCCUUUCUGGCAUCACUGUGUCAUCAACUGGUCGAAAGUUUUCUAAUUACCCUGGUGGCCUGGACUCUAACAACACCAACAACGGGAACAACGGCAAGUACACCGUCGCCGAGCUAUUUGACGACAAUACAGAGAGGCCAUACCCUAGCGCAGACUUCAACAACCCACCCGGUGGAUCUAUCAACUUCACCACAGUUCCUCCAACAGGCGCAAACUAUGAAAACUAUCUGAUUGGCGUUCAGAGCGUUGUCAUUGACAGCGCAGAUCGCCUAUGGAUCCUCGACACGGGAAGAGUGCUCACGGCUGACGGUGUCCUGGUCCCUGCCAGUGUUGGUGGCCCUAAGUUGAUCGGCAUUGACCUCAACACCAACUCAGUGAUCAAGACCAUUGUCUUCCCUGACACUGUGGCAUAUCCGGUCAGCUACCUCAACGACGUACGCUUCGACCUCAGCCCAAGCUUGACAAGCAGCGGACAAGGAGUCGCAUACAUCACGGAUUCAUCAAGUGAGGGCCGCACUGGCUUGAUCACCGUUGAUCUCGGCAGCGGAGAAUCCUGGCGGCACCUUGGCGGCAGUCCAUAUGUACAGGGUGACCGCCAAUUUCUCGCGUUUAUCUGGGGACAAGCACUUUACGCCAAUCAGCCGGGGAGCCCGGCCGCAUUUGUAACUUUCGGUGUUGAUGGUAUUGCACUUGGGGCGGAUGGCAAAGAUCUCUAUUUCGGUGGGGUUGGGAACAGAUAUCUCUACAGCAUUCCGACACAGCGCUUGCUGGAUAAUGGACCGACAUCUGAAGCACGGGCACAAGCCUCUGUUGUCACUGCAAGCCAGAAAGGACUUGCUGAUGGCUUUGAGACGGAUACCAACGGCUUCAUUUAUCACGGCAACUUCGAGCAGAAUGCGGUGAACUUCUUCAACCCGGCGAAUGGGACUGAUCAAGUCUUUUUGCGAGACCCUCGUAUCAACUGGGCCGACACCUUUUCUGUCGCAACGGAUGGCUAUAUCUACUUCACAAACAACCAACUUGGCUUUGGCCCUCAAAUAUACCCGGGCACAGAUCGACGGCAGCGCCCGUUCUCGUUGUUCAGGGCUAAGCUGCCCAAUGGCGGCGCCAAGGUCGGCGGUUCCUCGAACAGCACCAACUCCCGAAGUCGUUAG
Messenger RNA from Colletotrichum karsti, 2523 nucleotides. RefSeq names its product major royal jelly protein. Gene Ontology annotation, biological process: L-tyrosine catabolic process; homogentisate catabolic process; L-phenylalanine catabolic process. The record is from RefSeq and is a predicted model, not a curated record. Bases 1 to 2523 code for a protein of 840 amino acids. Lineage: Eukaryota; Fungi; Ascomycota; Sordariomycetes; Glomerellales; Glomerellaceae. Gene Ontology annotation, molecular function: fumarylacetoacetase activity. The transcript is spliced from 4 exons.